Suillus clintonianus is the source of this 174-nucleotide messenger RNA. RefSeq lists its product as uncharacterized. The record is from RefSeq and is a predicted model, not a curated record. Lineage: Eukaryota; Fungi; Basidiomycota; Agaricomycetes; Boletales; Suillaceae. The annotation marks the transcript as partial. The transcript has a single exon.
UUUUUUGCUGUUACGAUUAAAGAGGCCGGGUCAAGUGUUAUGCACUUGGACUGGAAUGACAAUAGAGCCAUCUACACCUAUAUUUUUGCAGUCGGUGACUGGGAGGGUGGAGAAUUCUGCAUUCUACAGCUUGGAAUCCAAGAUCCCUGUGCAACCAGGUCAGGUAUUAGCUGU